Dermochelys coriacea (leatherback sea turtle) is the source of this 3028-nucleotide messenger RNA. It is a transcript of the gene F11R, whose product is annotated as F11 receptor. The transcript has 10 exons. Bases 90 to 986 code for a protein of 298 amino acids. The record is from RefSeq and is a predicted model, not a curated record. NCBI's taxonomy places the organism in Eukaryota, Metazoa, Chordata, Testudines, Dermochelyidae. Gene Ontology annotation, cellular component: bicellular tight junction. Gene Ontology annotation, biological process: establishment of endothelial intestinal barrier; regulation of membrane permeability; intestinal absorption.
GCGGGCCGGGCCGGGCCGGGCCGGGCGGGGCGGGGCUUAGUCAGGCAGCGGCGGGCGUCGCCUCUCGGAGUUCCGUGGGGCGCGCGGCGAUGGCUGGGCCCGGGGCGUGGGGCCGGCUCCGCUUCUUGCUCCUCAGCGUCAGCUUCUGGUCCUUGAUAUCAGCCCAGGUGAAGGACACACAAACCAUUCAAGUGCCUGAGAACAACCCAAUUGAAAUACCCUGUGCUGCGUACGUAUCGCAAAACGGAAUACCCAGGGUCGAGUGGAAGUUUGAAAAGGGCUCUUCAAUAGUGCUGUUCUAUUAUGAUUCCAAAUUCACAGACCCCUACAAAGGCCGUGCUCAGUUCAGACCCACAGGCAUUCAUUUCACCUCGGUGACUCGGAAGGACACGGGGAAGUAUAUCUGCGAGGUCCUCUGGACUGGGAGCGGUGGCAGUGGCCAACUGAGAAAGUCAGAAGUGGACCUCAUUGUCCAAGUGCCUCCGUCCAAGCCCGUUGCCAAGGUGCCCACCUCGGUGACAAUUGGCAACAAAGCUGUGCUGACGUGUAAGGAAACAGAUGGGUCUCCACCCCCUACCUUCCAAUGGUACAGGGACAACAUCCUGAUGCCCUCCAACCCCAAGAUCAAUGAGAAAUUCAGGAACUCCUCCUACACCAUUGACACAAAGACUGGAGUGCUGACAAUUGAGCCUGUAACCAGCUUCGACACGGGGGAUUAUUUUUGUGAGGCUCAGAACAACGUGGGGACCGCUCAGAAAUCAGAAGCCAUCCACUUGGAAGCCACUGAAGUCAAUGUGGGCGGUAUUGUGGCAGCUGUGGUCGUGCUGCUAAUCGUGCUGGCACUGGUUGCCUUCGGCAUCUGGUUUGCCUACAGACGUGGCUUUUUCAGCAAGAGAAGAGGCAGCACUAAUAAGCAAGUUAUCUACAGCCAGCCCUCCAACCGGAGUGACGGAGAAUUCAAACAGACCUCGUCCUUCCUGGUGUGACAUUGGCCCUGGCUUGGAUCCCCCUCUUCUGCUGACGUCCUGCCCCUUGCCCCAUGAACUGCUGUAAAUGUUCUGUGUGAAUUACUGUAACACUGCAAUUUUAACUUUUUUUUUUUUUAAAGUUACACCUAGUGCCUUGUUGGUCCUGUUCUAGACUCUCCCUGUCCUGUAAAUCCGUGGGGCUGGAGUCUUGCCCGCUGCACUGCAGGCGACUUCACAGAAACCAGCGUUAUUUUCCUAAGAGCAACAGACGACAAACCCAGCUGCUGAACACACCCAGCAGAGGGGCUCCCCUGCCACUUGCUGGCGUUGCAGAUUGCUCACCCUGCUUUGGGGACAUCAGCUAGCACAGGGCUUUCCCAAGGAGGGUGAAAUUCCACCCAUGCAGCAGGCCAAUGUAAGGCCUUUGCAGCACCGUAGUGCCACUUAAGCUUAUCUGACGGUUUUAUGCUGCCAGAGGUGGCAGGCUAGGGAGCCGUGGUUAUGCUAAAGCACUGAAUGUAGGGAAUGCAAGUAUAUUUUUGUGACUGUAGAAGAUCGUUGUGUGGUCCCCAUCAUCACUGCUAUACUAGUGUGUCAGGAUGUCAUCUUUUGGUGUCUGAACAGGUUGAAUUCUACAUCUCCCUGGAGCAGGAGGUGAUUGGUGAGAAGGGAUUAGGGGCAUAGCAAUGAGAUCUGAGGGAACUUGCUCACCUCUCCCUUGGCCUGUGAUUUGGUUGUGAGGCAGCAGAGAUUUAAAAUCCAAUCCAGGAGAAAUCAAGAACUUCUUCCCACUGAUUUACUGCCCUGCUUCAGCCAUCUUGGCAGGGCCAGGAGAGCCUUCCAGAAGAGCUUGGUUCUGUCUGGCAUUUUUGGGCCAAACCUUGAUUGAGAACAGGUUGGCUGGCAUGGUGUGGAGAUGGAGUUCACACCCUGCUAUGGACCAUAUCUGAAAGGUGGGGGGCUGCAGUGAGACCUAGUGAUGCAGGGUUGUGGGGUGCAUUUGGCUUCCUUAAGGGGGAAGCUCUGGGCUCUUCCUCAAGGCUGGUGCUCUUAAAGGGUUGGCAUUGAGUUGCCUUGUGCUGCUUCACCCCACACUCCCCACAGCAACACCGGGGCACCCAACUCGGCUGGUGUGGCCAAGUGGCUGCUCAUGCUUGGGAAGGAAGAUGCAAUCAGCUUUCGCGUUGUUAGUUUUUGGGUAGCGCUUUGCAUGGAAGAUGCUCUGCGGGGCAAAUGGCUGCUCAACUGGUGCCUGGGUGAGAUGGUUAAAGGUGUGUAGGUGCCUUAUGACCAUUUACCAAGACCCUGUGGUGUGAAGGGGCCUUAGUGCAAAUGAGACAGACCUGUAGAGCUGAAUGGGAAGGAGGUGAGUGGCUAGAUCCCUGGGCACUCAGCCUUUUUAACAUUGAGCUAUGCAGACAUGCCUACAGAUCCCACAUCUAGGUGACAGAUUUCCUGACAAUAUCAGGGUUGUCCCGGUGUUAGGGGCUUUGUCUUGUAUACUCAACAACAUCCCCCUGCUGUCCAUGCCCCUCCCCCCCGAAAGGGUCCCAAUUUUUCCACUAUCUGGUCACCUCAACCUCCGUAUGAAUGGCAGGAGUUUUGAACCACCACACAUCUGGAUCCACUGAGAAAUACUUGUAGGGAAGGAGCCUGUUGCAGGAAGCAGGAAAGGGGCCACUGCAAGGCUGCGGUAGAUGGUGCCUCAUCCAUGAAAUCUGUAUUUUUCUCUUGCGGGGCUCCAAAGCAAACUGGAUCGGUUACCAGGAAUAAUGGAGGUUGGAAUCAAAUCCUUCACUUUGUUGGGUCACAGUGCGUAACCACCCUGGCAAGAGCUCUUCAGGAGGCUGUCCUGCAAGCAGAGGCUGUAGGGCCAGACUCCUCUCCAACAGCUGGACAGAUUUAACUGUGCGGCUGCUUUUUAUUACAGUUCAACAAAAGAAACCUUACCAGACCUUAACUUGAAAGCCUGAGACACUGUAAUAGUCACUUUUUAAACCACUUUAAAAUACUUGUGUAAUUUUAUCUAUUUGUAACUGGAAAUAAACCCUUUGGUUUGA